Molecule: messenger RNA, 2403 nt
Organism: Fimicolochytrium jonesii
Lineage: Eukaryota; Fungi; Chytridiomycota; Chytridiomycetes; Spizellomycetales; Powellomycetaceae
Exons: 18
Coding region: 1-2403 (800 amino acids)
Biological process (GO): regulation of actin filament polymerization
Molecular function (GO): protein binding
Source: RefSeq, a predicted model, not a curated record
AUGGCCGCCCAGUCAGACACGAAGGGCAUCCUCAAGCAGCUCAAGGCCCAGCAGCAGCAACAGCUGUCUCGUCUGCAGGCUAAGGCAGAUGCUGAGGUCGAGCUGCUCGAGGUUGUCGGCGCGUAUUUCAAGAGACGAGCAGAGAUCGAGGCUCAAUAUGCAACUAGCCUGGAAAAGCUCGGAAAGCAGUACCAAACCAAAAAGUUCAAGCGCAGUACGGCGUCUGGCACGCCGAACCAGACACCGCUUAGUGGGGACUCUGCUGUAGGAGCGAUCUAUGUCGCCUUCUCGACAGUGUUAUUGGAAUCGGAGAAGCAGGCGAGGAAACGCGGGCAGAUUGGUGACCAGCUGAAUGCCGAGAUUGCGGACUUUUUGAAGGAUUUCACGAAGAGUCAGGGCGGCGGGGCGAAGCGGAAUCUGGAUUUUGGUAGCAGAUACCAGCAAGAGUUAUGGGCGACCUACGACGAUCUGGAAAAGACAAAGCAGGCUUAUGAGAAAGCCGCAAAAGAAACGGACGCCGCGCAUCGCAAAUACGACGAGAUUUCGCGGAAGCCGGGAUCGGGGCUGAGCGCUAUCAAAAACUUGGUCACCGGGACGGAUUCGGAAGAAAGGGUGUCGAAGCAAAGGAGCAAGUGGAAGUCGUUGAGCAGGAAGCUCAAUGAUGCUCGGAAUGAGUAUCUGCUCGCAUUGCAAGCUGUGAAUUCGAUCCAACAAACUUACUAUAAAGAGGAACUACCGCAACUCAUGCAGAACCUCGACGGAAGCUUCUACAGCGCCUACCCCUCCGCCCUGGACAAAUACACAAACAUGGAAAGCGAAUUCACAGCGGUGUUGAACAGCGCCGUCGAGACAUUGCGCGAGACGGUCAAAGGGAUGGAGCGCGGGAAAGAGUCGGAAGCGUUCAUGCGGGAACAUCAGGGCGUGUUUCAGGAUCCGAGCACGUUCUACUUCGAAUCGCAUGCUGGUGACGAUGUCACCGAAAUCAUUGUCGACGAUGUGACCAAAGUAGCCCUGGGCCACCGCCUAGGCCGGCUGAAAGUCCAGGAGAGCCAGGUGAUCAGCGACAUUGGACAGCGGGAACGCGAACUCGGCGGCGUGGCUCAAAUGGCGGACGUCUAUGCACAGACUCCAUCCUUUGGGAAUGCCGCGUCACCGCUGGAGCAACGACAGGAGAUCGAGAAUUCUUUGAGGCUUUUGACGGCGCUCAAGGCGAGGACGAGCGCACAAGUGCAGGUUCUUCAAGAAAAAGGAGUGCAACCCAUAAUGCCUGCCCUUCCCACCGCCGCCACCCCUGGCAGCGCAGGAGCCCACCACCCCUCCCACCUCGACAAACCGACCGCCCACGCCGUCUACGACUACGACGCUAAAGGCGACGGGGAAAUAUCCCUCCGUAGCGGCGACGAGCUCGUGGUUCUGGUCCCGGAGAAGGAUGGGUGGAUUAAAGUGCGCAAUGUGGCGGGUGGGGCGAGUGGGCUUGUGCCGGCGACUUAUAUCAAGGAGAUUGUGGGUGGUGGAAGUGGGGCUGCGGGUGCGGGAGGUGUGGUUGUGAAUCAGGCGGCGGCGGCGAUGUCGAAACGGGCAUCGGUGAUUACGACGGCGGGGGGUGGGGGUGGGGCUCGACAAGUGAAAGCGAUCUACGACUUUACAGCCACCGACGAAGGCGAACUAACCUUCAAAGCCGGCGACAUUAUCGACGUUCUCGACACGGGCAACGAUUUCAGCGACGAGGCUUGGUGGGAGGGGCGGUUACCGCGUACCAACCAAUCCGGCCAGUUCCCCAUUGUGUUCACGCAGGGGUGGCAGGCGCUGCAGGGGUUGGAUAAUGGGUUUGGUGGCGGUGCGUUGCCGAGUCUUGGAAGGCCUGCGGGCGUGGAGAGUGUGGCCCAGGCGGCGGCGAGUAGGAGGGAAAGUAUGAUGAGUAGGAGGACGAGUGCUCUGCCGGCUAAGAGUGCGGGUGUCAGCGCGAGUUCGGCUGCCAGUGCGGGUGUGAGAGUACGAGCCCUCUUCGCCUACCAAAGCACCUGCGACGGCGAGCUCUCCAUGGAAAUCGGCGACGUCAUCUCCGUCGUUUCCAAAAACACGGGGAGCGAUGCGUGGUGGGAGGGCGAGAGUUCGCGGGGGAAGGGCCAGUUCCCGGUGAAUUAUGUCGAGCAGAUUGAGGAUAAUGCGAGGCCUCUUUCGGGUUUAGCAUCCCACCGUGCCUCAAUCGUUCCCGCCGCCGCCGUCGCUGCUACGCCUCAAGUGAAAGCGCUGUACGACUACACAGCCGGCGCACCGGACGAGAUCAGUUUCAAGGCAGGCGCGAUCAUUCGGUUGACUGAUUCUUCGGAUUCGGAUUGGUUCGUAGGAGAGUUGAAUGGGCAGACCGGCGCGUUUCCUGCUAAUUACGUGCAGCGGGUGUAA